This is a messenger RNA of Spinacia oleracea (spinach), 2388 nucleotides long. Its product is annotated as transcription termination factor MTERF6, chloroplastic/mitochondrial. Gene Ontology annotation, biological process: regulation of DNA-templated transcription. Lineage: Eukaryota; Viridiplantae; Streptophyta; Magnoliopsida; Caryophyllales; Amaranthaceae. The coding region runs from base 159 to 1151 and encodes 330 amino acids. Gene Ontology annotation, molecular function: double-stranded DNA binding. The record is from RefSeq and is a predicted model, not a curated record. The transcript has 3 exons.
GACAUUUAAGCAUCCAUUUGCGGAAAUGACUGUAAUGUCCCUCACUGAAAGGGGAUAGAUAAGAAGAAGAUUAUGUUGGGAAAGGGGAGAGAGACUGACACACAAUCCGCCAUGCUUGUUCAUAUUUGAAGAACCCCACUUCAAAAUUUUGAGGAAUAAUGGAAGUUAGUAGCAGCCAAAACAGCAGCAGCAGCGUGUUGUGGUUCUUCAAGGACAAAGGUUUUGAUGACAACAACAUUAACGACAUGUUCAAAAGGUGCAAGCGUCUUGAAGGGUUGGAAAGUGAUAAAGCAUCCCAAAACUGGUCUUAUUUGCAAAGCAUUGGUAUCCAAGAAAGAAAGCUUCCAUCAGUAGUUCUCAAAUGCCCGAAAAUCCUGACAUUCAGCGUGGACGACACACUUGAACCCAUGGUUCAUUGCCUUAAAACACUUGCUACAAAACCAGAAGAAGUUGCAACAGCUAUAAUCAAAUUUCCUUACAUUUUUUCUCACAGUGCACAAGGAAAGCUCUGUCCUUUACUGGGUUUCUUUGAGGCACUCGGGAUUCCUGAAAAGCAACUUGGUAAAAUGGUGUUACAGAACCCGAGAAUUGUAAGCUACAGCAUAGAACCAAAGCUUACUCAGUUUGUGGAUUUCCUUACCAAGUUUGGUCUUAGUGAGGAAGGGAUGAUUUGUAAAAUUUUGGUGAAGAACCCGUAUAUCAUGGGUUACAACGUCGAAAAGAGGUUACAGCCUACAGCAGAAUUCUUGAAAAACGUUGGUUUGACGAAGUCAGAUCUUCAGAAAGUGGCUGUAAACUACCCCGAGGUUCUGUGUCGAGAUGUUAACAAAGUUCUUAAACCGAAUUUUGAGUAUUUAAGGAGUUCUGGGUUCGGUGACAACCAGAUAGCAGCUUUGGUAUCUGGUUAUCCCCCUGUAUUGAUUAAAAGCAUCAAGAACUCUUUGGAACCAAAGCUGAAGUUUCUGGUCCAAGUAAUGGGGAAAAGCCUUCAAGAUGUUGUAGAUUAUCCUGAUUUCUUUAAGCAUGGUUUGAAGAAAAGCUUGGAGUUGAGGCAAAGGUUAUUGUCUCAGAACAACAUAGAUUGUAGCUUGAAUGAGAUGCUGUACUACAAUCGAAAGAAGUUCUGUUUGAAAUACGGUUCAACAACCUAGGAAUUCUGCAAGCUUUUCUUUGAUUUUCCGAGUUCCUUUUCUGAUGUUUUAAGCUAGUUUUAAAGCAAGGGCGAGCGGCACAUAGGACAUGUAACAUCAAUGCCACACUUGAGAAUCCACUCAACAAUGCAAUCCACAUGAUAAACAUGGGAGCACGAAAACUUGACCUUCACCAACUCACCAUCAUCGUCAUCCUCAUCGUCAUCCUCAUCCUCAUCCUCAUCCUCAUCCUCAUCCUCAUGGCAUAUGGUGCAACACCAUGAGUCGCAGGCCUUAACAGCACGACGAUUCCCUGCAGUUAUUAUAGUGCAAUUAUCAAUGUCAGCCAACAAACGCUUAACAAACUGACUAGGGUUGUUUCUCAUCUUCUGAUCCUCUUUCCUCUCUUGAAAAAUAUAGAAAGCCCUAGCCUCCCUUACACAUACAUGGCUUCUGUUGUCGUUGUUGUUGUUGUUGUUGUUGUUGUUGUUGUUGUUGCCGCUCUUCUGGAGAAGGCAAAGAAAAGACGAGGCAAGGUCAGAAAUGACAUCAAUAACCCUAGGCUCCCUGACAGAGUUGUUCUGCUGAACCAGGCGAAGAAGAGACGAGGCGAGGUCGUCAAUAAUGUCAGCCUGGUAAGAGUGAUGUACGGAAAGACCAUUGAGCCCUCGCGUAACGGGGUCUCGUAUAAUGUCUAAGAGAUAGUUGUGUUGAAGGAGUUGAGGGUGUCUUGGAUAGGUCAUACUAAAAGAGACGGCUCGGUCUACGGGUGAAUCAGAGUUGCAAUGCUUCAUGUACAGACUCAUUCUAUGUUCAUCACUGUUAUCAAUAUCUUCUACUGCUGUUGUAACGGUUAAGUAAGCCCAUGUCCAAUGUGCUUCCAUGGUAAUAUGGUGUCAAAUUUUCAAAAGAGGAAGAAUUGGAAGAGAUUAUGUACCAAAAAACUUACCUAAGAGUCCUCAACCUCAGGCAAAACUAAUCCUUCGUAUAACAGGUCAAAAUAAUCGUUAGAAGUUGGCUUAUAUAAUAGAGAUUAAACCAAUAAUUAUAUAAGAAGCAUAAUCCUAGUCAAAUUUUUAUUUGGGUCAUUCUUUUUCUUAUCGUAUAAACACAAAUUCUCACAACAAAAAAAUAGCCACAUCGAGAUCCACCACUUAAAAGAAAAACCGGCCCAUGAGCCUAGGCAAGCUCAAUUGAGAAUAAAAAUUAAAUUGUUUUUUUUUAAAAAAAAGAACAAGCCUAAAAAUAAUAUUAAAAA